Messenger RNA from Cotesia congregata, 207 nucleotides. NCBI's taxonomy places the organism in Eukaryota, Metazoa, Arthropoda, Insecta, Hymenoptera, Braconidae. The record is from the annotation of a GenBank genome assembly.
AUGGCCGAGGCAAGAGAACCUAGCCUUGGGUCAAGACUGGUUCACCAUAUAAUGGCCGAGGCAAAAGAACCCAAGCCUUGGCUGGUCCAACGAUUACCCGAGCCUGGGCCCAAAGGCUGGAAGCCUAGCUAUGGCCUCAAUUUUAGAACGGACACAGAAGGCCUGAGUGCGAUAUACUCCAAUCUAUUGUCGAAGUACAAAAUGUAG